AUGGAUGCGGCUGUUCGCCCUAACGUUCCCAGGCGAUGUUUUCGAGGAGCCUUUCACCCACUGACGAGGGGCUCUAUCCUCUUUGUAAUUUCCGUCGACCAUUACCACCGCCGAGACCUUCCGGGCAAGCUAUGCCUUGGCAAAUUCUAUCACUCUUCGUUGGCAUCCAUAGAUUUCGGCGAGACAUUUGAUUCCGAUGAGAACCUCGAGAGAUCUGACCUCACGUUGUGUCUUCUGACUCCAAAUCUGCAUAAGUUGCUCCUUAGCAACCAAUCCCUAAGCUUCCUGUCGGACUCACCGCCUCUAAAGGGUCGGAGAUUUCGCUCACAUCCUCGUGCCCUCUUAUCUCAUCUAAGGUUGGUCCCUCUGUUGUUGAACUCUAUGCUGCCGGUCAAUCCGAUACAGGUUUCGAAUUUGCUCGGACCACAACCCUCUCGGAGUAAUGUAGUCAAACUGAUACAUCUCCGACCACCCACCUUGGUCCACUCACCGGACCGUCUACUCAUCCUCACCGUCACUUCUUCACAGUCCACGGCUUCAAUUAUUGCUCCGUCGAUGGCGAGAGAUUGGGUCGCUGAGGAACCGCUGCCCUCUCCACGGGCUGUCCGGAGCUGUCAAAUCUAUAUUAACGGAAAGGAAGCAAGGGUAGCGACUCUCGGGGGAGAAGCACGUCAACAGAAACUCCGACGAUUGGAUGAGCAGGUUCCGCCGCAAAUACCGACCGGAUCUCUUGCACACCGUCGCGGCCAACAUUGGAGAUCUCGCAUCUCGUCGAGUCCUCUCCAUCUCGUCAAGAAGCAUGAUUGCUGGGCUUGGCCCAUUUCGAGCUUGUUAUCAUGGAGCCCAUUAGGCCCACUGAUAUAUAAAGCCAUAUUGGGUCUGUAA
Arabis nemorensis is the source of this 885-nucleotide messenger RNA. The record is from the annotation of a GenBank genome assembly. Lineage: Eukaryota; Viridiplantae; Streptophyta; Magnoliopsida; Brassicales; Brassicaceae.